This is a messenger RNA of Papaver somniferum (opium poppy), 1339 nucleotides long. Its product is annotated as wall-associated receptor kinase 2-like. Gene Ontology annotation, molecular function: polysaccharide binding; protein serine/threonine kinase activity. Gene Ontology annotation, cellular component: membrane. The record is from RefSeq and is a predicted model, not a curated record. Bases 19 to 1038 code for a protein of 339 amino acids. The transcript is spliced from 3 exons. NCBI's taxonomy places the organism in Eukaryota, Viridiplantae, Streptophyta, Magnoliopsida, Ranunculales, Papaveraceae.
AAAACAAACUUAUCAGUCAUGGCUAUAUUAAAAGUUCUGCUAAAGAUUCAGUGUCUUGUCUUGUUACUUAUAUGGCUGCAAUUAGCUUCUGCAGAAAUUCCGAGCACUGCUUCCAGAGUGGCAAAGCCUGGUUGUCAAGAUCAGUGUGGGAAUAACGUCACCAUACCAUACCCAUUCGGUAUCGGUGAUGGUUGUUUCAUAGAAAAGAUGUUCGAAAUAAAAUGCAACAACACUGAACCUAGGUUUGGAAAUUUACCUGUCACGGAUAUAUCGGUACUCGAUGGUCAGAUGACAAUUGCAACCUUAAUAGCCGACACCUGUUCCAAAUAUCCAUCGUGGGUUUCUCUCUAUUUAGGAAAAUUUACCGUGUCUACUAAGAAAAACAAAAUGAUAUCUAUCGGCUGUGACACCAGGGCACAUAUAAAUGAUACUCCAGAUAUUGGCGAGGGGUGUUCAGACUGUAGUAGAAAUGAAUCUACCACCGAUGGGUCUUGCAAUGGUAUGGGUUGUUGUAAGACCUCCAUCCCAGCUGGACUUAGGGAAUAUAAUGUGACAGUUACAAGAGAGUACCCUAGAAAGAAUUUGAUCUUUAAUAAUCCAUGUAGUUAUGCUUUUGUUGCUGAAGAAGAUUCGUUUAGGUUUUCUUCGUCUUAUCUUCAAGAUUUCAAAAAGAACGGAACUGGAACAGUCCCGGUAGUGGUUGAUUGGACUAUUGGUUCUGAGAUAACAUGCGAGGAAGCAGCAGCAAAUAUGACAAGCUAUGCUUGUGGACCUAAUGCUGUAUGUAAACUACGCAAUAAUAUCACUCCAGGUUAUCUCUGUAGCUGUAAACCGGGCUAUGCAGGAAAUCCUUAUCUUGAUAUUAGUACUGGUGGUCAUUGCCAAGAAAUCAAGGGAUGCGAUGAUAAUUCUGCUUUGGGUUGCAGUCCUAAGAGUCCCAAGAGUGAAAGCUUUCCUCGGAGUAAAUUUAACAAGAUUGUUGCUGGUACCUGCCUAAGCUUAUCCAUUCUACUAGUAACCAGUUUUGUACUGGGGUAAGACUAGCAAUACAAUUCCUGCAGGAGACAAAAAGAGGCGAUGAUCGAUUGCCUAAAGACGGAACUGUGUGUUGGCUACCCUUGCCCCAGGUUGUAGCUUGUAGUUUGUAGUGUAAAGUAAUGAUGAUGUUAAGUGUGUCAAUGGCCAUGUAUGUAUUCCUACACUAUUUAUUUGGUUAUUAAUUGCAAUUAUUACAUGUAGUAGUGUAAUAUUUUUUCUUCGAUAAAAAUCUGUAUUUUUAAAUUUUUAAAUAAAUGAAGGGGGCAACAUAUGUAGUAUAACUUUGGUUCAAAAUUAUAUU